This is a messenger RNA of Balearica regulorum gibbericeps (East African grey crowned-crane), 1799 nucleotides long. NCBI's taxonomy places the organism in Eukaryota, Metazoa, Chordata, Aves, Gruiformes, Gruidae. The record is from RefSeq and is a predicted model, not a curated record.
GGAGAAGUUCAAAAGGGAACAAACAUGGCCAGCAGUCACAGACUCCAAUAGCUCGUCCUUCUUCAAGAGCAGGAAUAGGGCUGACUGCAAGGCCUACCUCUUCAUCAAGGACUCCAUCAGCAACCAGAAUAGGAACAGGGAUGCCUCCUAGUACAUCAAGACCCAGUUCUCGUGGUGGUUGCUCAACUACUGGAGGAGUGUUAUCAUCUCAGAUUAAGGUUACAGACCGUCCAGUGACUCAGCAGGGAUUAAGCGGAAUGAAAACUGCAAUGAAAGGUCCUCAGAGACAGAUAAUGGAUAAAACGUAUUACCUUGGACUGCUGAGAAGCAAAACAAGUGAACUCACAACAGAAAUUAACAAGCUGCAGGAAGAAGUAGAAAUGUACAAGCAAGAGAAAUCUGUCUAUUUGUCGUAUGAAAAAAGGGCAGAGGCUUUAGCUGGUGAAAUCAAAGAAUUUCAAGGUCAGCUAGCGGACUACAACAUGGUUGUGGAUAUACUGAACACCAGUAUGGAUAUGGCAGAAGUGAUUCGAGAUUACAAUGUGUUAAAGGUUCAGAAUGACCGAGAUGCUCAGAGCGUGGAUAAAAUUUUCACAGAAAGACAAGCCACAGAAAAGUUAAUUCAAGCUGUAGAAGAAGAUAUUGAACAUGAAAAGGUUGUAGCAGAUGACAUAAUAAAAGACAUGUCGCAGGAAAAACAAGCUAAAUAUAUGGAGAUGAAGGCUGCAAAUGAAAAACUCUCCCAGGAAUUGGAUGCACUAAAUGUAAAGGAGGAGGCUCUAAGAGCUGAAAUAGCACACUCCCAAGUGAAACAGGAGGCUGUGCAGCUGUGUGAAAAGCUCCAUGAGCUUGAGGAACGUCGAGAUCAAAUGAUUUCUGAGGAUAAGAACAUGGAAUCUCCACAGGAGGAAAGAGAGAGAUUACUAAAGCAGGUUAAGGACGAUAGUCAAGAAAUAGCAAGCAUGGAAAGACAGCUGACAGAAGUAAAAGAGAAAACAAACCAUUUUAAAAAGGUCAUUCAACGACUUGAUAUGGAUCUGGAGAAUUAUCAAGGAGAGGAAAAUUGGAAAUACAAGGAGCUGAAGAAGAAGGAAGAAAGCAUGGACAAUUUUCUUGAGACUUUUGAAGAGGUGAAAAAUCAGGAAUUGGAACGAAAGGCCCAAACAGAAGCCAACAUUGUUGCACUUCUGGAGCACUCAAGCAGGAAUGUGAAUCAUAUGAAACAAAUUUCAUCUGUUACCAAUCAAGAGCUGAAGAUUAUGCAGGAAGACCUCACUUUCAAAUCAAAUGAAAUGCAGAAAUCACAGAGCACUGCUAAGAAUCUGCUUACAGAGAGUCAAAAACUGCAGAUGGACCUACAGAAGAUGGAACUCUUGGAGGGCAAGAUGGUUGAUGAACUGGCUUCUCUUAAAGACAAAAUUGAACAAACAAAAGUGGAGUUGGAGGUCUAUGGUAAUUUGCCAGCUCUGAAAGCAUCAGGAGAAGAGAAGAAAAAGAGACUCCAGGAUGACAAAGAAAAAUUAACAAAACGUAGCCAUGCUUUCAAAAAAAUAAUGGAACACUUGAAUACAGAGUAUGAGACAGUAAAGAAAGAACUGCAAGAGAAUGAGACACAUUCUCAGCUUACAAAUUUGGAGAGGAAGUGGCAGCACCAUGAGCAAAAUAACUUUAUGAUGAAGGAAUUCAUAGCAACAAAAACUCAGGAGAGUGACUACCAGCCAGUAAUGAAGAACGUUAGAAAGCUGGUCACAGAAUACAACAAAGCUCUCAUAGAAGCUUUACAGAACACCAAGAACUGA